AUGGCCAAGGAGAAGCUGAUGAGGGGAGAAAUUCCUUCACGGGAUGCUUCUCAAGGGCGGAAGGCAUUGGGGAAGCAGUUGAUUGACGGGAGUUGCAUUCUGCUCAACAUUGCAAGCACGGUGACGCUUGUCUUCUUAAACAAAUGGAUUUUUAAGGACCCUCAAUUGAAGCAUGCCCAGGUAUCCUUUGCGAUGUGGCAUUUCACAUGCACUUCAAUUGUCCUAUGGAUUGCAAGCCGACGACCCUUCAAUUUGUUUGUGCCCGUUCGACUACCUUUCCUACAGAUGAUACCACUGUGCAGCUUCUUUGCAGGAUUUCUGAUACUUGGAAAUUUAAGCUUGGCGUAUAACUCCGUUGGAUUUUACCAGCUUGCAAAAAUAUUGACCACUCCUUGUGUCGCCCUUCUCCAGUACUUGUACCUUGGGAAAUCGGUCACUCUUCUCACCAUCGGCGCUCUGGCUAGCGUUUGCAUAGGUGUAGGAGUAACCAACACCGGAGCAACUGGGACAACAGCGCAAGGAGCUUCAAUCGCAACUGCAGCCUUUGUAGUGACUAGUUUUUACCAAGUGUGGAUUGGAAAGAAGAUGAAGGAUUUCUCGGUGUCUAGUCCACAAUUGCUGUUGAAUCAAGCGCCGAUAUCUGUGUUACUAUUGGCACUUUUAGUCCCAUUUUUUGACACAGUGCCUGAUGUUGGGGAUAUUCCAAGUGAUACUUUGGUGGCCCUGUUUUUGUCUGGCCUUGCUGCUGCUUCACUGAACCUUUCACAAUUCCUGAUAAUCGGACGAAUGAGCGCACUGACAUUCAACGUCGCCUCCAACGUCAAAACAAUAAUCAUCCUUUCGUAUGGGUGGAUCAGUGAAGGACGAUCCCUGACGAUGAAGGAUUCGUUGGGUAUUGUACUGGCACUUGGCGGUGCUACAGUCUACAGCCAGCUCUCUCAGAAAUGA
Molecule: messenger RNA, 948 nt
Organism: Hyaloscypha bicolor E
Lineage: Eukaryota; Fungi; Ascomycota; Leotiomycetes; Helotiales; Hyaloscyphaceae
Product: TPT-domain-containing protein
Exons: 5
Coding region: 1-948 (315 amino acids)
Cellular component (GO): Golgi apparatus
Molecular function (GO): antiporter activity
Source: RefSeq, a predicted model, not a curated record